CUCCCGCUCAAGAUUUGCGGGCUUCCUUAGCAACCGCCCUUCGAUACGAACUGUGAAGGAUCUUAGCAACCGCCCUUCGAUACGAACUGUGAAGGAACUUAGCAACCGCUCUUCGAUACGAACUGUGAAGGAACUUAGCAACCGCUCUUCCAUACGAACUGUGAAAGAAGCGAAGCGUCCCUGGCUCCGAGACAACAGCAACAUGGAGCCUCAGGAGCCAACUUCUCCCGCAGACGAGGCAGAUGUAAACAGAUUUCAGAGGACCGAGUCAUGGUUCCAUCUCCCAGCAGAAGAGGACAGGAGUCAGUUCCUGGGUCUGGAAUUUCAGGAUAGUCGUCUGUCACCUGCCCUUGCUCUGCUACCAGAGUAUGACUUCUCGGGAUACUCUCUCUUCCAACAAACAACAGACUUAGAGUUUGCCCCUUUAAGGGGGUCUCCAGACGUGUCUGUAGCCUCCGAGAGGUUUCUGAUACCACAGGCCAAGAGGGGCAGUAGCGGCGUUGUCCAGCCGUCUGUCCCUCAGCAUUCCUCUCUGUCCCAGCAUCCUCUAGCUUACAACUCCACCCUGUCUGAGCACCCUCUGGGUCACACCUCCACCCUGUCUCGGUCAGAGGAGAGGGCCAGUAGCUGCUGCUCCCUCUCCGAACACAGCAUGUCCCCUGGUGACGGGUUGGGACAACCAGGGGAGGACCGCUACCCAGCCACCGUCAGGGAUAACGAGGGGCAGAAGACUCAUCUUUCUGGGACACGUACCAGUCUCCUUGACCCAGACAGACCUCUGGCCGUGUUCCCUGACGACAACGCUUCGUUCCUCAGCGGGGACAUCCCUGUCAGAAAGCUGCUGGAUCUGCUCCAGAAGGACGUUGGCAUGCCCAGCGGUAGCAGCAGUGCCGUCUCCUCUGCCUCUGAGACCUCUCGCAACAGGACUAACUUCUUUGGGGGAGAAUCCAGGAGUGACCGCUGUGUUUCCAAACCAGAUGGCUUGAGAGAAGAGAGGGAUGUGAGCCAAAGAGCGCUGCCUGACGUCUCACCUGAGCUGCUGCCUGACGUCUCACCUGAGCUGCUGCCUGACGUCUCACCUGAGCUGCUGCCUGACGUCUCACCUGAGCUGCUGCCUGACGUCUCACCUGAGCUGCUGCCUGACGUCUCACCUGAGCUGCUGCCUGACGUCUCACCUGAGCUGCUGCCUGACGUCUCACCUGAGCUGCUGCCUGAUGUGUCACCGCCAGUCACAGGGAGAAGAGAAGGCCCUCAAGGAGGAGCCUCCGUCUCACCUGAGAAGAUAGAGAAACUCAAAAGUAAACCGUCUUCACGGAUGUCUGAAAUUUCCAACAUCACCAUCCGUUCCCUGAGCAGCCAGCCGGACGAAAGCAGUAAUGCGUCCCGCAGGCAGCUCUGCUCGGAGCUAGAGAGGAGUCUGGACUCUGAGCCUGGAGCAGAGACCCGGGGAGGUACCAGCCGUGGGCCCAUACCCUCCUCACACAGUGAAGUCAACACACCUGACAUUGUCACCAAUACACCUAACGUUUCAACCACUGGAUCCGCCAAAGGGAGGUUGAGCGUGACCAGAGGGCUACGGGCCAGUGUGUUAGGGCCAGGGGCUGGGGUCGGGCCCCAGUUUUCAGCAGGGUUCAGUGUGGAGCGAGGCCAUAGGGAGGGAGACCUCUGGUCCUCAGGGAACCAGACAGGCACAGAACCAGACGUCUCGUUCCUGAGCCUUCUCCCCCAGCCCGUGUCCCAGUCCACCCCAGGUGUGUUCCUCCACGCUCCAGUCAGAUCCAGCACUAAGCUGUCUGCCCUCAGCUUUAACAUGGAGGUCUCUCAGCGCUCCUCAGGCUCCAGAGUCUCCUCCCAGCCCCAGCCUGCUGUAGACACCCUGCCUGAUAGAGCCACCCCUGUCCGGGACCCCCCUCUGCCUGCCAGAGAGACAGUACAGGAGCCCUCAGGAAGAAGCCACCAUUCUCUCCCCAGUCUUAACUACCUACAAAAGGUUGAUGCUUGGAAGGCCAACCAAAGUUCAAACAAGAUGUCGUUCUAUGACAACUUGUCUCUUCAGGGCUUCUCCGGGGUCUCUCCCAAGCAGAAGGCCUACGAUGCAGUCUCUGACUCUCUGACCCGUAUGUUGACUCUUCCACAGCUGGGCAACCAGACCCUCAGCAUGUGUGAAUCUGGACCCUCCUCCCCUAGCAGAGGGGAGGCAGCAGGUAGUGGUCUUCCUGAGAGAGAGGACACAGCAGGGCCUGUAGGAGGGCCAUCCCCCCUGGGCAGGUCUCAGUCCCACUCCUCCCUCAACACAGUGGUCACGUCUAUCCAGAGAGCUCAGCAUGCACAGACACACACUGACCAGGACAGCAGCCAGACACAGCCAGAGGAGGAGAGUGCUACAGGGCAGCCCAGGGAGUUGGAGAGGAGCCGGGGAGGGUCAGACAGGGUUCAGUCAGGAGGUGGACCUGAACAGCCCAGUGGUGCUCCAACGGAGCCCUCUCCCUUCAUCAGCCUGGGACGCUUCAAUAACGUGUCAUCAAAGCGAGACGUCCUCUCCAGCUCCCGGGACAGUGGCCACAGUGGGCAGAACUUUGAGGUGUCCGUCAGGGCUGCUUCUUCUUCUGUGGUCAGUCUGGAGGUGGAUAACUAUGCCCCGUACUGGUCCUCCAAACCAUCCUCACCACACAGGGAGAGGGAGCUCAACAUUGAAGAAAGGAUUCCGAUGUACCUUCACAACCUUGGGAUCGACCAAUCUCCUUCUACGAUCCUCAAUCCCUUUGGACCUCGAGGGCCAAUCAGAGAGCCAGAGUUCUCUCCCACUGAUCUGUGCACCAUAAAGGGAUCCACAGCCACUGGCACGCCAACCAAGAGCACACAGCCUUCUGAAGGCGACAGCCCUCAUAAAGGAGAGUUCUCCAGGUCCAGCCUGCUGUCUGUGGCCUCAAGCAUGUCUCUACCUCUCAGUGUGGACAGCCUCCAUCUCCAUCCCAUAAGGAGCCAGGCAGAGAACACCAGGAGCUGCCUGUCCCCCUCUCCGGGACCAGACAGAGACAGGUUUCCCAGCCAGGGCAGUCUGAGGAUGGCCCUCUGCCCCCUGGAUAUCUCAGUGGAGAACACAGUGCUCCAGGACUCCCAGCAGGAUCCUCAUUGCCUCCAGCCAUCCUACCAGCCCCUGCACCAGAGUCCAAAAAUAAAAAGUACCCUGGCUUGCUUCCGGACCUACAGUCCACUGAGCAACAUCAGAGAGACAGCAGAGUGA
Messenger RNA from Oncorhynchus tshawytscha (Chinook salmon), 3244 nucleotides. RefSeq lists its product as uncharacterized. The record is from RefSeq and is a predicted model, not a curated record. NCBI's taxonomy places the organism in Eukaryota, Metazoa, Chordata, Actinopteri, Salmoniformes, Salmonidae. Gene Ontology annotation, cellular component: centrosome; centriole; cytosol. Gene Ontology annotation, biological process: regulation of centriole replication. The transcript is spliced from 8 exons. Bases 203 to 3244 code for a protein of 1013 amino acids.